Messenger RNA from Aureobasidium pullulans EXF-150, 1731 nucleotides. RefSeq lists its product as uncharacterized. Gene Ontology annotation, molecular function: GTPase activator activity. The record is from RefSeq and is a predicted model, not a curated record. NCBI's taxonomy places the organism in Eukaryota, Fungi, Ascomycota, Dothideomycetes, Dothideales, Saccotheciaceae. Bases 1 to 1731 code for a protein of 576 amino acids. The transcript has a single exon. Gene Ontology annotation, biological process: activation of GTPase activity.
AUGGGAGCAAAGCCUCGCCCUUCGAGAUCAGUCUCUCCUCAUGGCCAGGCCCUUAGUGAUGGCGGCCGCUCUCCUUCGUCUGCAGCACCAAGGACGUUGGCUCCCAGACCGCCAUUGAAGCCUAGAAAAUCAGUCAAAGAGCUCGAAGCCGAAUAUCACGAUUCCGACGAGGAUGUGCCCGAAGAUGCCGUCAUCUGGAAUGUCCCCAUCUCUCCACGCCCACCGAUGCAUUCAACUCCCGCGAGUCCCACGAGGGCCGUUUCCACCAGUCUUACCCCAGAAAUGAAGCCGACAGAUGAAAGCACAACACUGAAAGAGGAGGCUCCCCGAUCUGCCAUGCGGCCAAGCCUGCAUCACAGCGCUACUGUGAGCGCCUUCCCUCCGGAGCCUGCCUCGCCCAGACUUCAACGCGGCAGGACUUGGAAUGAAGACCUCAGCGAGGAGGCUCGCGAGGUUGCGGCCGCUCUCGAAGAACACGCCGAACGCGUCUCGGAAGAAAGACGCCGUUCCACGCGCAACAGCACCAAUGGCAGCCCUCCUCGGCCUACCAUGAAGCUCAGAACAAAAACCAGUGUUAUGGAAUUGCCUCCGCUGCAAAAAGGAAAUGUCAUGAUUGAUCCCCUUCCAAUCAGCAAAGAGAAAGAGGCUGUGCUCACAAGGACACGUCCAUCGUGGUUACCACCCAAAAGUCAGAAAGAAGAGAAGAAGCAUAUAAAGGAGUGGGAGAGGAUGAUGGCUGCAGCUGAAGCAGCCGAGAAGAAACGCCUCGCCAAAGAAGCAGAGCAACAACAGCAGCGCAAGCAUGUUGAGAGCAACAUUGCCCGCAUCUGGGAGCAGCACGUCAUUCCCAACUGGGACGACGUGGUCAAGGAGCCCAGGACUCGCGAGCUUUGGUGGCGCGGUGUCACUCCAAGAGACAGAGGCACCGUUUGGAGCAAGGCCGUUGGCAAUGAGCUGUCUUUGACCGAAGCCUCGUAUGCCAACGCUCUCAAGCGGGCUCGCGCAUUGCAAUCCUCCGUCAACAACCUUCCUGAAGAGGAACGCUCCAAGCACGUCGACGCAGGUUGGCUGGCUGCCAUUUCGCGCGACGUCCCCACUGUCUUCCCUGAACUCGGUAUCUUCGGUCCUGGUGCACCGCUCCACGCUACUCUGGAAGAUGUAUUGCUCGCCUACUCCGCCUAUCGCAGCGAUGUUGGCUACGUUUAUGGAGUGCACACAAUUGCUGGCCUACUCGUACUCAACAUGAGUGCGUCAUCCGCGUUCAUCACUCUUGCUAACAUGCUGAACCGACCUCUGGCUCUUGCCUUUUUGAUCAAUGAUCAGGCAACUGUUUCGCGCAUCUACUCAACUGUACUUUCAACUCUCAAGUAUAAGAUGCCUCGCUUGCACGAACAUCUGACCAGUCCUGAGACUGGUUUCAAGGGACCUGAAGAGUGGCUGCAUCCUUUCCUCGCUACACUCGGCACACAACUUCUCAGCCCUGACUCCUGCAGUCGUCUCUGGGACAUCGCUGUUUUCGAAGGCGAUAAGACAUUCGUACGCGCUGCAGUCGGUGUGCUGGCAUUGCUCGAGAGCAGACUAUACGGACCCAGAGAAGAACUUCUGUCUCUCAUCGGCUGGGGCGCCCGCCCCCUGGAGUUCGAAGAAGAACAAGUCAUUGUCGCCAUUCGCGAAGCCGGCAAAAUCUCUCCCCACAGUUCCAGCCCCGAUCUCAACGGCAACAAGCGAUAG